AUGCUCUCACGGUACUUCCCAAUCUUUUUCAUGGCACUUUGCCCAUUGAUUGGCAUAGGCAACCAAGCUUACUCUGUGAUCUCCCAAGAGAAUGAGGACACUGGUCAAUGGGUUUUCGCUGUCUAUGCAGACGGGUACCAGGCAAAAGAUGAGGAGGGCAAUCAGGCGCCUGUUGACAUCGUCGGAAUAAACACAAAAUCCAAACGCCUCACUGUCCAGUCGGCCAUGAACGGGCUUGACACAACGGAGCCGCGCCUCAAGAUGCGCCAGGUUCUCAAAGAGUGCUGGACGCUGGCGAAUCUUGAGCCGUCAGAAUUGAAAGAGGUGCUGGGAUACCGAAUUGAGAACAAGGAUAUGCAAGCGGCCAUCGCAGACUGCCGCAAGGAGAUGGGCCUGCAAUCUGGGGAUUCUUUUGAGAUAGCCAGUACAGACACAGAACAGACCCACACGACCUGUUGGGAAAGGCUCGGAAAAACAAUCUUCUCGUCUGCUAUUAAGGGCGCCAUAGCGGACUUCGAUAUCAACAAGCAGCUCGUUCAGGUCAAGGUGGAUAAUGGGGGAGCGUAUGACCACGUCUACUACGAGUUUUCAUAA
Messenger RNA from Colletotrichum spaethianum, 594 nucleotides. RefSeq lists its product as uncharacterized. The transcript has 2 exons. The record is from RefSeq and is a predicted model, not a curated record. Lineage: Eukaryota; Fungi; Ascomycota; Sordariomycetes; Glomerellales; Glomerellaceae. The coding region runs from base 1 to 594 and encodes 197 amino acids.